AGCCUUUGUCCUUCAGUGGCUGGGAGGCAGUGGCCGAUAGCGCUGGGUGGGCGGCGAAACUCGGGUGCUCGGAUCCGGCCGGGCCAGCGAGCAGGGCGGCUGCGCGGGGCGCGGGGGACGGCGGCGGGCGCUGGGGAGGCGGAGAGCGCGCGCAGAGAGCAGGCGCCCGCGAGCCCGCGGUGGCCGCAGCAGCCCGCACGCCGCUGUCUCUUUGGGGAGGGACCUGCAGUUGCAAUAUGACUUUGGAAGAAUUCGCGGCUGGAGAGCAGAAGACCGAAAGGAUGGAUAAAGUAGGGGACGCCCUGGAAGAAGUGCUCAGCAAAGCCCUGAGUCAGCGUACCAUCACCGUGGGGGUGUACGAGGCGGCCAAACUGCUCAACGUCGACCCUGACAACGUGGUGCUCUGCCUGCUGGCGGCCGACGAGGACGAUGACCGGGACGUGGCUCUACAGAUCCACUUCACUCUGAUCCAGGCCUUCUGCUGCGAGAACGACAUCAACAUCCUCCGCGUCACCAAUCCCGGGCGGCUGGCCGAGCUCCUGUUGCUGGAACCCAAUGCCAGCCCGGCGGCCGGGGAGGGCGCCCAGCAGCCCCCAGACCUGCACUGCGUGCUGGUGACGAACAUGUCUGAGCACGUCGGAGGGCUGCCAGCAGCGGAAGAGAUCCUUAAUCCACACUCAUCACAAUGGAAGGAUCCCGCCUUAAGUCAACUUAUUUGUUUCUGCCGGGAAAGUCGUUACAUGGAUCAGUGGGUUCCAGUGAUAAAUCUCCCUGAACGGUGAUGGCAUCUGAAUGAAAAUAACUGAACCAAAUUGCACUGAAGUUUUGAAAUACCUUUGUAGUUACUCAAGCAGUUCCUCCCUAUACUGAUGCAAGGAUUACAGAAACUGAUGUCAAGGGACUGAGUGAGUCCAACUACAUGUUCUGGGGGCUCAGAGAUAGAUGACUUUGCAGGUGGAAAGAGGUGAAAAUGAAGAAGGAAGCAGUGUGGAAACAGACAUACAAGUCAUAAGGCACCAAAAUUACAGAGAACCAUACAGGAAGGAAAACAAACAAUGCUAUUAAUUUAGGAUGGUUGAGUUACACUUCAAUAAACCAAAUAUGCUUUGUUCAGGUUUAAACGUGUGGCAGUAGUUUGGGAACUUUUGGUUUCUAUGCCCUCAAGUAAAAGACACAGAAAGGGUUCAUCAUUUUAAGACCAUAUUUUAUUGUAUUUUGAUGAGAUGUUAAAUGCUCAAAAGUUUUAUUAUAAAUUGUACUAAGUUAUUUUAUGACAUGAAAAGUUAUUUAUGCUAUGAAUUUUUGAAACAAUACCUACAAUAAACUGGUAUAGAAUAAUUGCA
Erinaceus europaeus (western European hedgehog) is the source of this 1343-nucleotide messenger RNA. It is a transcript of the gene GADD45A, whose product is annotated as growth arrest and DNA damage inducible alpha. The transcript has 5 exons. Gene Ontology annotation, biological process: regulation of cell cycle. Bases 237 to 782 code for a protein of 181 amino acids. The record is from RefSeq and is a predicted model, not a curated record. Gene Ontology annotation, cellular component: nucleus; cytoplasm. Lineage: Eukaryota; Metazoa; Chordata; Mammalia; Eulipotyphla; Erinaceidae.